CGCGACUCUCGCUUGGCUGUUGGCUGAUGAUUUUUUCGCAUUUGAAAGUGAUUUUUCGUCCCGUCGAGAUCGAGUCCGCCGUCAUCCGUUCGUGUACAGGAGGAAUCGAAUCCAGAAGUGCUGUGCUGUACCAUCAGAGAGUGCGAUUCGGGUUGCUUUCGGAAGAAGCAGUCGUGCAAGAAAAGUGGGUCCGCUGUCUUCAGCACGGUUCUUGAGAAUUUGGGUGUAGUGCGGUUCGGGACUCGUCGGAGCGUGACGUGGCGGAAAACUACGCGGAAAGUGUCGUGUGGAGGAAAUUCCGGAAGUUAUUUUUUCUCUUCGGACUAUAAGUUGGAGCUGGCUGCUAGUGCUGCUUCUUUUGGAGUGCUUUCUUUUGUGGCUGCGGGGAAGGAAGAUUGUGUGAGUGUUUGCUGCUACGAAGGUUCGGUAGUGGAUCAAGAUUGUAUGCGUGAGGGGCGCUCCGCAGAGUGGGACGAAGAAUUUAUUAGCCAACCACCAGUGGCUUCAGGGUUAACGUCGCGGCUAUUGUGCGGUGUGAUAAGUCACAAAUUGCUGCCUCAAAAUCGAUCGAUUGCAACGUAUGAAGCAGAGGAAGUCCAAAUCGAUCACGAAGAAGAGUUUAUUGAAUACCUAUUUACACAGAGUGCGGUUCCUGAUUGUCAAUCCGGUUGAUUGAAUUUGUCGUUUUCGUGCAUGUGCGUGGGGGGAGAGUGUUGAUUGCGGUUUAGUGGCAACGGAAGAUUUAAGUGACAAAAUUGCGAACGAAGAUAGUCGGUUUAUAGGUUGACAAAGGCGUAGGAGAACGGAACACAUCUAGGGAGCACAUCGAGAAUAUCGAGCAUCGCAACGAAAGAUGAAUGCCUCCGAUCAUGGGUUCAAUCCAGCUUUCAACAUGGCCACCAUAAGACAGGCGAUCAACGACACAAUCGAACGAGACUUUGGUGCUCUUCUCAAAACAGUGCGCAUCCCGACGCCGACCCGCCUGCGUGACCUCAUCCGACAGAUCCGUGCCGCCCGGACCGCAGCAGAGGAACGCGCGGUCGUGAAUCGCGAAUGCGCGUACAUCCGUGGCACAUUUCGGGAGGAGGAUUCCGUGUGGCGAUGUCGGAACAUCGCCAAACUGCUGUACAUACACAUGCUCGGCUAUCCGGCGCACUUCGGACAGCUCGAGUGCCUCAAGCUAACCGCCAGCCCCCGCUUCACAGACAAACGGAUCGGCUAUCUGGGGGCGAUGCUGCUGCUGGACGAACGACAAGAUGUUCACCUGCUGAUCACCAACUGCUUAAAAAAUGACCUCAACAGUACGACCCAGUUCGUGGUGGGACUGGCGUUGUGUACGCUGGGAGCCAUUGCAUCGCCCGAGAUGGCUCGGGAUUUGGCCGGCGAGGUGGAAAAGCUGAUGCGCUCGCCCAAUGUGUACAUAAAGAAAAAAGCGGCCCUAUGCGCGUUUCGGAUCAUCAAAAGGGUUCCGGAGCUGAUGGAAAUCUUCCUUCCCGUGACCCGAUCGCUGCUGAACGAGAAGAACCACGGUAUCCUAAUCACCGGCGUCACCCUCAUCACGGAAAUGUGCGAGAAGAGCCAGGACACGCUGAACCACUUCAAAAAGAUUGUUCCCAAUCUGGUGCGGAUCCUGAAAAAUCUCAUCCUAGCUGGUUACUCGCCCGAGCAUGACGUAAGUGGCGUCAGCGAUCCAUUCCUGCAGGUGAAAAUCCUCCGAUUACUGCGAAUACUGGGCCACAACGAUCCGGACGCUUCGGAAGCGAUGAACGAUAUCCUCGCGCAGGUCGCCACCAACACCGAAACGAGCAAAAACGUGGGCAACACGAUCUUGUACGAGACGGUGCUGUCCAUUAUGGAUAUCAAAUCCGAAGGCGGUCUCCGAGUGCUGGCAGUCAACAUUCUCGGUCGAUUCCUGCUAAACAGCGACAAAAACAUUCGCUAUGUUGCGCUGAACACCCUUCUCCGAACGGUCCAGGCCGACAUCAGUGCCGUCCAGCGACACCGUAGCACCAUUCUAGAAUGCCUCAAAGAUCCGGACGUUUCGAUACGACGCCGAGCGAUGGAGCUCUCGUUCGCCCUGAUCAAUUCGCAGAACAUCCGGGCAAUGUCCAAGGAGCUGUUGAUCUUCCUAGAGAAAGCGGACGCUGACUUCAAGGCGCAGUGCAGCAGUCGGAUGGUGCACGUGGCCGAGCGGUACGCUACGUCCAUUCGAUGGCGAUUGGAUACUUUGCUGAGUGUACUUAUUGCGGCUGGUAACUACGUGCGAGACGAUGUUGUGUCUUCCACAAUUCAACUUAUUCUUAAUAGUCCACCGGAGGAACAGGCCUAUAUUGGAUUGAGGUUAUGGGAUUCGCUUCAUAACAUUACCAAUUCCUUCGAGGACAAGCAACCAUUGUUGCAGGUGGCCGUUUGGACGAUCGGAGAGUAUGGCGAUUUAGUAUUGAGUGGCGAACGAAUCGAAGAUGUUGCAAUUCCUGCAGAGGGUGAAUUAGUGGAGCUCUACCAAAAGUUACUGUGGUCUACUUCGGUAUCGACAGCCAGCAAACAAUACACAUUGGUGUCGUUGGCCAAACUUAGCACUAGGAUUCAUUCGAAAGAAGAGGAAGCUCGGGCGAAGCAGAUCAUAGAAGCCUUCGGUACGCACCUCCACAUCGACCUACAGCAGCGUGGUGUGGAAUUUUCACAGCUCUUCCGUGACUACAGUCAUUUACGUCCGGCUUUGCUGGAGAAAAUGCCCAAAAUUCAGAAAUCGCUGCCAAAUGGAAACGACAGCAGUGGUAUCUUUGAGGAACACUCGAAUAGUAUUGAUUUGAUUGAAGGCGAUGACCUGGAAAGCAGUGGGUUGAUGUCGCUUUCUGGGGUAGGUGGUGGCGGCGGAGGAAGCUUAAAAGUGGGGUCCGAUUCGAACGCACUUCUGGAUCUGCUGGGAGGAGGAAGUGACGACCCGGUGGAUGGUCUAGGCCUUGUGCCAUCGACAAAUUCGAUUAUUCCUACGGCUGCAACCAACGGAAAAACUCCAACGCCCAGCAGUUCCAACAAUCAAGAUUUACUCGAUUUGCUCGGAGGGCUGGACAUGCCAGCCAGCACCCCACCGGCAGCGAUUCCACCGUUGAGCGGCGAUAUCGGACUGGAUCUGAACAGCUUGAAUGACAAUAGUAUAAAGGCGGUCACUACGAGCAUCGCUAAUCCGCUGUCCACGGGGGUUACGGGUUCCAGUUCGUUUGGCGGAUUGGAAAAUCUGUUGAAUUCGAACUUGACAUCGCCAACGACGACAUUACCAACGGGAUUGGCCUCAACGGCUUCCCUCAUUAAUAGUAGCAGUAGUACCGCAAAUAGCCUUUUUAGCGACUUCUCGUCGAUUAACAAUAAUGAGGACUCGAAAACUCUGACAGCCUUAGAUAAGAACGGUCUACUUGUACAGUUAGUGGCUAAGAAUAGUGGCGGUUGCCUGCAGAUCAUCAUGACAGCUGUAAAUAACUCGUUAACCACAUUAGAACAAUAUCUUUUCCAGGCUGCCGUUCCCCGAAGUUUUACGUUGCAGAUGCUAUCGCCCUCUGGUUCUUCUCUUGUACCCGGCGGAACCAUUACCCAAGAGAUGCGUGUAUCCAGCACUGCAAAGGCCACUCUCCGAAUGCGACUGCGGAUAUCGUACCAGUGCGAUGGUAACCCAAUCCUGGAACAGACCGAAGUGUCCGGAUUCCCCGAGGAUCCCACGUCGCUUGAAUGAGGUCCAAACUGGAAUGUAAACAUCACGGUCCAAUUCUAGUUUGUCUAUGGUCUAUGGUGUUUCUUUCAAUUCUUUUUUGAGGACUUGAGAGUCAAAUGUUGUGUUCGGUUGCUUUUUCUCCGUUGAAUAAGUAAGUAUGCGUGUGUUAUAUGAGCAGAUUCUUUGGUUUUAAUGCAUUAGGGACAAAUUUUAGACAAAAAAGCAACCGAUUGUGAGUCCUUCUUCUGACCUCUACUUUAAUUAGCCAUGUAAAAAAUUGAGAUCAUUAUUUUUUUUUGCCAGUUGUGGCAACUUAAAACAAGAAACUAGUUAACUAACACUCGUAAACUGCUAUUAAUUAUAUUCAAAUAAAAAAAAUAAAUAAAAAAUAAAAUAAAACAAAAGCACUACUAGUGAGAUAGAUAAUAUAAUAAUAAAAGCAGUGUUAGCAUAGUAUGAGUCGCGACUAUGGAUGAUAGUGGAUUUUUAGUUAGUUUGAUAAGCGAGUGUUGAGUGCGUGAAGCUGUAAAUAUUCCUACACUAGAAAUUGAAAAAGAGAAGCGAUAUUACUAUUAGUACACCCUAGGAAUCGGAUCGUGCAAACAAGUAACCCCAUGUUUUUGAAACAGCUAGGUAGUGACUCGAGAUAAGACAAAAGUUGGCUAAAGCAUAGAUCGUUCAGUGAGAAAUGACUCUCUAUCUCGCUUGAAAUGGCUUUUAAAUAAUAAACAUAUUUAAUUUUUGGCCUUUCCAAACUUAUGAAUUUCUCGAUAUGUUUGCCUUCGUGGAGUAAUUUCUCUCGUUUUGUCAGGCAAUUAAAAUUACUAGAAGCAAGUGUACUGUUUUCCGUCCAAAUACACUCUAUUCGAUGCAUGACGAGUGUGCGUGUGAAUAAAUGUCAACGAGAAGGCGUUAGUUUUGAAAGCUUUCCCACCAAUUGUCUCCGACUUGCAUGAAAAUAAAUAUAUCCAACAUAUGACAAUGCUUCAAAGUGUAGAAAUUACGCUACCUAAACUAAAAAUUUUAAUCUAGGUUCAAGUUCAAGCCAUCAUCACCCUCUCUUGCUCAGAAAAAAAACAGACAAUAUCUACUUGUUUGAACCUACCCUUAAUGGUAUUUUUGAUGCGUUUGGCUUAAUUCGUUGCAAAGUUUUUCAAACACGUAAUACAAACAACAGUAUUUUUGUACCAUGAAAGAAAUUAGGGAAGUGAUGUUAAAGUUACAAAAAAAUGAAAGCAAAUCGGUUGAACAUGUUAUACAAAUGAAAACUAAUAGAACAACAUUAAAAUAAUAAAAUGGACAAUGAAUGAAGAGUAGGUGAGUAAAAGUAACUCAUCUGAAGUCAACAUUAAAUAGGGAGUGCUGAACCACUACCAUCAGAACCUAGUGGUUAACACUUUAGAAUGAGUGAAUAUGACUAGGAGAAUAUACGAAGGAGACAUUGUAAAAGCUAUAAAUAUAUGUAUAAUACACAGACACCCGAUUGUAAUAUGAA
Messenger RNA from Armigeres subalbatus, 5201 nucleotides. RefSeq names its product AP-1 complex subunit gamma-1 (gene AP-1gamma). The record is from RefSeq and is a predicted model, not a curated record. The coding region runs from base 854 to 3727 and encodes 957 amino acids. Gene Ontology annotation, cellular component: Golgi apparatus; AP-1 adaptor complex; membrane coat. The transcript is spliced from 16 exons. Gene Ontology annotation, molecular function: clathrin-cargo adaptor activity. Lineage: Eukaryota; Metazoa; Arthropoda; Insecta; Diptera; Culicidae. Gene Ontology annotation, biological process: intracellular protein transport; Golgi to vacuole transport.